AUGCCUCGAAUAAACAUUCCUCCCGUUACUCGGGCUUUCCUGACCGGAGUCUGUUCCCUUUCCCUUCUUUAUGGCGUUGCUCGAUGGCAGCAGUACGGUCCCGUUCAAGGUUCCGCCCCGAUCGCAUAUCUCUCGCUUGUACCAGCCCGAUUCCUAUUAUAUCCGUGGACACUCUUAUGCGCGACUUUCGUGGAACGAAACAUUUUCACGGUGAUCACGACCGGAGCGACAAUAUUCUAUGGUGGAAAAUACCUGGAGCGUGCCUGGGGUUCAAUGGAAUUUGGUAAAUUUCUUCUCGUUAUCGCCCUAUUGUCGAAUACGAUCACGACCCUUCUUUAUAUUAUUGUUGCUGCUAUCGUGGGUAACUCGGCCAUCGCCGAAAAAGGAAUAUGCGGUGGAGUAGCGAUCCAAGCUGGUUUCCUAGUUGCCUUCAAGCAGCUGGUCCCCGAACAUACUGUCACUUUGCUUCAAGGAGUUGUCAAGAUGCGCGUGAAGCAUUUCCCUGCCAUUUUCCUUGCGCUGAAUGCCAUCGGAGCGAUGGUCUUGGGAAUGGAUACUACUUUCAAUCUGAGCUGGCUUGGGUUUCUAAUUGGCUGGAGUUAUCUUCGGUUCUACAAGAGACAGCCAGACCUCUCCGGAACCUCUACACAAAGUCUCGGCAUCAAAGGUGAUGCUAGUGAGACAUUUGCGUUUGCCUGUUUUUUCCCGGACGUGAUCCAACCACCAAUCACGUUUAUUUCAGACAGAAUAUAUUCGAUUCUCGUAGCACUUCGUGUAUGCACGCCUUUCUCAGCGGAGGACAUUGCCUCUGGGAACCAACAGGCCAUUGCGCGAGGUGAAGCUGGUCUUCCGAGUCUUUUAAACCCGACUGGACGAGCAGAUGUGCGGUCAAUGGGUAAAAGAGAAGAGGCAGAGCGACGACGAGCCUUAGCACUUAAGGCUCUUGAUCAAAGGCUCCAGGCAGCCAGUGCAAACAGAGCUCAACCGGCGACGAAUGCUGCGGCAUCUUGUCAGCCCCCACCUCAGUCGACCCCACAAUCGAUGGCUCCGGCUGUUGCUCCCGGUCAGAGUAUGCUGGGUGAAACCAGCUACACUCCUGACCGCGCAUGA
Molecule: messenger RNA, 1110 nt
Organism: Coccidioides posadasii C735 delta SOWgp
Lineage: Eukaryota; Fungi; Ascomycota; Eurotiomycetes; Onygenales; Onygenaceae
Biological process (GO): retrograde vesicle-mediated transport, Golgi to endoplasmic reticulum
Cellular component (GO): Golgi apparatus; membrane
Source: RefSeq, a predicted model, not a curated record